CUAUCAAAUAGCAAUAAAUAAUAAUAAGCAGUUUGUGAUUUAUCAAGUAAAUACUAUCCGUAAUCAGUGCGAUACCAAGCGGAUUUUGAUUAGAACAAUUAUGAGACACUUCGUAUAGUUGUAAAUAUUUUUUUGUCAAAUGCGGUUUUGCAGUGUACUAUUACUACCGAUAUUUUUAAAAGCUGUUGCAUCUUCAAUCAUGGAUUCAAAGACGCUAUCUUCAUCCAUCGCUAAAUUCUCGGCAAAGUUCUGUAAUGAACUAGACAAGUCAACUAGUGUGGUUUCAUCUCCAUUAUCAGCUGAAUACAUUCUUGCUCUUGUGGCUUUGGGAUGUGAAGGUCCAGCACAUGAAGAGAUAUUGCAAUCCCUUGGAUUCCCUGAAGAUAAUGCUAUUCGCUCAUCUUUCUCUAGCAUGUCAUCACAACUGAAAUCGAUUAAAGGUAUUACCUUGAAUGUGGCUAACAGAGUGUAUAUACAAGAUGGGGGCUACAAGCUAAACAGUGCCCUUGAGAGUGAUGCUGUUAAAGUGUUUGAUGCUGGCCUUAAAAUAAUUGACUUUGGAAGUGGAGGAGCUGCUCAAGAAAUCAACAAGUGGGUGGAGAGCAAAACCAAUGAACGCAUUAAGGAUUUAUUAACGUCAGACAGUGUUAAUAGUGACACUCGCCUUGUCUUGGUGAAUGCAUUGUACUUUAAGGGAUCCUGGCUGAAACCAUUCCAUAAGAUGAUGACAUAUGACCGUCCUUUCUUCCUUGAUGAGAGUACCACAGUGGACAUUCCGAUGAUGAAUGCCAAAGAUGACUUCUUUUAUGGUGAAAGCAAGGAUCUUGGAGUUCAGUACCUGAAAAUGCAAUAUGAGGGUGAGGAAGCCAGUAUGUUGGUCGUCCUACCAUCAAAGGUUGACGGUUUGAAUGAUGUUAUUAAGAAAUUGGCUGAUGGUUAUGACCUGUUGGCUGAUGUGGAGACUUUGGAGGAGACCAAAGUGGAUGUCACCAUCCCCAAGUUCAAGAUUGAGACCGAGAUUGACCUCAUGGAUGUUCUCCCUAAGCUUGGAAUCAAAACUAUAUUCGAGCCUGCAAACUCCGGACUUACCAGGAUGUUAGAUAGUGAAGAGAAGUUAUUUGUGUCUAAGGGAGUGCAAAAAGCAUUUAUUGAAGUCAACGAAGAAGGAGCUGAAGCCGCCGCUGCCUCUGGCAUGGUGAUGAUGAUGCGGUGUAUGCCUCCGCCAGUACCCAUAUUCAUGGCUGACCGACCUUUCCUCUACACCAUCUUGGACAAACAUCACACAACAUACUUCGUUGGCGCCUUUCGCGCCCACUAAGACAAACUUGUAAAACUUUAAACCGCCUUAUCUCGACUUUGAUAUUAAUCUUUAUUAUAAAACGUGGUCUAAAAUACUGUGAUUGUUACGUAGUAAUUUUUAAGUGAAAAAGUAACAAAUAUUAUAGUCCGCGCUUUAUAAUAGGACUACUAAUGUUUAGUGGCCUGAAUUAAUUUUUAAGAAAUAUUAAGCUGAAUAAACCAAUCUGUAAGAUCGAACUAAACACUAUUUUACUCGCGAAAUAUUAUUCUAUAUGUGUUAUUGUAUCGUGCACUUUUUAUCGCUUAAUUGGGAAUAAGAAAGUUUAGAAACUUCAAUGCAAUGCUAUUCCUCAGCAAUAGCUAUAUUUGCAAAAUAUUUUAACAGAUUUGAGUGCCUCAAUGUUACUUAUCUGUGGUACCUUAUAAAAAAAAGAAGAUCGAGGGUCUGUUUCACAAUGUAUGGCUAGAGUACCAAAUAGCUAUGCAACACAUAAAUUAUUCGGAUGAUAAAAGUUUCGAAUCAGAAACUUCGCGUUUCAUGACGAAUAGCGCUAUCUGACAGUCGUGAAACAAUCUAUUAAUAAGUAGGUAGUGUUUAUCCUACCAAUAAGUAAUAAAUAGCUUAUUUGGAACUUAUCCCGACAUUGUGAAACAGACCCUAAAUAUAUUAAUAUAAAUAUCGAUUAGAAGGGUGAAGAUUUCUGCCACAAAUUCAUUGCCGAAAUUCCUGUUAUUAAUGUAGCACGCUUAUUUAAGUACAAUCUCCUAGGACAUGUCUAAUUUCGAAAAGAUAAAGUAUAUCUAUGACUGAUAUCUUACAUACUCCGAGUGUGGCUCAUUGUGUGUAAAGAAUUUCUAAAUAGUGCCGCACACAAUAUGUUAAUUCGAAUU
Molecule: messenger RNA, 2190 nt
Organism: Pieris rapae (cabbage white)
Lineage: Eukaryota; Metazoa; Arthropoda; Insecta; Lepidoptera; Pieridae
Gene: serpin-2
Product: antichymotrypsin-2
Exons: 9
Coding region: 140-1318 (392 amino acids)
Molecular function (GO): serine-type endopeptidase inhibitor activity
Source: RefSeq, a predicted model, not a curated record